Messenger RNA from Gamsiella multidivaricata, 2166 nucleotides. Its product is annotated as plasma-membrane choline transporter-domain-containing protein. The record is from RefSeq and is a predicted model, not a curated record. Gene Ontology annotation, biological process: transmembrane transport. NCBI's taxonomy places the organism in Eukaryota, Fungi, Mortierellomycota, Mortierellomycetes, Mortierellales, Mortierellaceae. The transcript is spliced from 13 exons. Bases 272 to 2086 code for a protein of 604 amino acids. Gene Ontology annotation, molecular function: transmembrane transporter activity. Gene Ontology annotation, cellular component: plasma membrane.
GACUGCUGCCCAGCACCAGGCAAGUAUGUCGAAGCCUUUUGUUCCCCUUAUCGUAGUCUAUCCACACUGCACCUUUCUUGCGUCGUCAUUCAUCACUGUCUUCAAGCACACCGAACCAAAGAACAGAGCACAACACCUUACACAACAAAAUUCUCCCCCUUCUUACAUAUAACAAUACCGCCGAACACUUCAGCUAGAACCACUUCAUUCCCACUGUUAUUCAGACAAGGACUACAACUACAGCUACAACUCAGCAGCAUAGUUUCGGAGAAUGUCCUCACAUCGCACCAAUGCCCCGCCGCGGAUGCAGGGCUUACAAGGCGCUGUGGGACGCAAUUGGCGCUCUGUAUCCCGCAAUGAUAGACAGGCCCCUGGAAACAUGGCUGGGACGCUGUUUUAUUCUGUCCCGACUAUCGACAAUGAGCCUGACGACUCAGACGGAGACCGACCAGGCGAGGACCUCCCAUUGCAUGAGUCCUACAUGCCCGACUAUGACUCUGAGGAUGACGAAUCAGACUCCAGCACACAGUCGCCGCCCAUGUCCCUCUUCCUCGACAGGCAUCCGCAGCCAGAAGCGCCUCCAUUGACACCGGCGGCGAUCUAUCUUGAUGUACCGCCACCAGUACCGUCAUCGAAAUCCAAAUCAAAGGCCAGUGGGACUCUUGGUGAACAGUUGCUGGAGCCCUCAGCUAUUCCUACAGGGCCAGUCGGAUGGACAUCAAUAUCGUACAAACGCAAUUUCAAGGAUCCAUUCUUCGCGGCCCUUUAUGUAUUCGCCCUGGCGGUCUACCUCAUACUCGGAAUCGUGUUGAUCUUCACGACAAGUUCAUCGUCGCUAGAAGGACAAAUUUACAAUGUUUUCUCCGUCAUGAAGUCAAGUGCAGGAAUGCUGACCUUUGUAGUCUUGGUUUCAGCUGCCUUGGGGACUUUGUGGUUGGUCACACUACGGUCGUUUACUAGACCGGUGGUGUGGGCGACGGUGCUGUCAGUCCCGUGUUUUGCAUUUGGGAUAUUUAUUUGGUCCAUGGUGUCAUCGUUCCAGGGACCCAGACGAGACAAUGGUGGACGGGAUCCUCAGGAUACAGGAUUGACUGUACUCUCAUUACUGCCCCUGGGUAUUGGAUCGCUGUUCCUGAGCGUCAUUUAUAUUCGACGCCAGUAUAUUGCGCGGACCACCGCCAUUAUCGAGCUCGCGUGCGAAAUACUGAAGGACAAUCCCGACAUGUUUUAUGUAUCAUUUGGCCUUAUGGCUGUUCAUGUGGUCUUUACGGCGAUCUGGCUACUGUUUUUCUCGCGAGUAUUUUUGAUCGGACAUGUCGAAUCAUCUGUGGGCGCAAAAAAAUGGGUUCUGGAAGACAACUUUUACCCUAUCGCCAUCUACUUCAUCUUCAUUUAUCUAUGGACUUCAGCAGUCUUGGGUAAUGUCCAGAGGGUUACAUUGGCGAAUGUCGUAUCCAAGUGGUAUUUCCACAGACAUGAACCAUUCGCUUACCACAGCUCAAAGAUCACGGAGCCUGCCCUUAUCAAUGCAACGACGACGUCAUUCGGAUCCGUUUGUCUAGGAGGACUUUUCAUUGCUGUUCUCCAGACGACCACGUUUCUGCUUAAGAAUCUGGCAAAGAGGCUGAACGACAGCACAUUUCCGCUUUUCGUGUUUGUCGUGACAUGCUGUCGGGUAGUCCAAGGUCUCGUAGAAAGCUUCAACAACUAUGCGUUGAUCUACGUUGGUAUCACAGGGGAGAGCUUGUUCGCUGCCGCAAGGUCGGCGAGCAAGAUUUUCCACCGAAACCUGCUGUGGGGAUUGUUGUCUGAUUUCUUGACGAAACUAAUUCUUUAUGUCUAUUCGACAUUAUUGUCAAUUCUAACGGGGUUCGCCGCCUUUGUUUUUGCCACCCAUGGCCUUAAGUCGCCAUACGGCUAUGUGAUCGGUAUCCUUGCAGGCAUCAUCCCGUACUAUGUCAACGGUUUCUUUACCCAUAUCAUGUCCAUCACAAUUGAUGCGACAUUCCUAUGCUAUGCAAUCGAUCUCGACACAAACACUUGCCAUUGCAACAAGGCCCACAGCGCGUUUGGCGGAUCCCAUUAAGAGCUGAAUAAACCGUCUUGGCCGCGGCUGAACAGAGGACUUGCAGUACAAAUAACAAAAUAAAUAAAAACAACAUGCAA